Messenger RNA from Dermacentor albipictus, 2630 nucleotides. RefSeq lists its product as uncharacterized. NCBI's taxonomy places the organism in Eukaryota, Metazoa, Arthropoda, Arachnida, Ixodida, Ixodidae. The record is from RefSeq and is a predicted model, not a curated record.
AUGAUACCAUACCUGCCGGGGUGCAACAACGGCGACCGAGAAUCUGCACGGCAGGACAGCGGCCGUCGCCGCCGCGCCCACCCCACCCGGAAGGGCACGGGCCGGCCCGCUAAGCAGCAGCAGCAGAAGCGGCGGCACUGCACUGCUAGCCGCAUUCAAGGCCGCCGCGGCGGCGGCGAGAGGUUGUCCCCGACGCAGCGCUGUCCCAGUCCCCCGAGCGUGCCACCGACGCCCCCGCUGAGCUCCGCGAGAGACAGGGUCAAGGUGCGGCCACGUCUUCGGCGGCAGGCAUCUCAAGGCCCGUUGUCCGCCGGCCUGAUCCCGGCACAGUCGGCGAUGGAGAGGCUGCCGCUGCUGUUGGUCUUCGCGGUCGCCGUGCAGGCGGCGGUGCGCGAGAGGGAGGACCCGCCGUCGGCGGGCUGCCAGCUGGGAGCCAAGCUGUUCGGCCACGGGGCCCAAGUGCCGCGCUCGGACCCCUGCGAGCGCUGCCUCUGCUUCGCGGCGCAGGUCAUCUGCUGGCAGGAGCGGUGCCCCAACCAGACCAAGGCCGGCUGCCGCGAGCGACGGAUGCCCGGCGUCUGCUGCCCGGCGCUGGAGUGCAGUGACGCGCCCGCGGCCGAGAAAGCAGUGCCGGCCGUUGCUGCAGCCGCAGCAGCAGCACCCGAUCCAAUCCGAGCCGAGCCGGCCGUCGUGGAGGCCGCCCUUCACGAAGGGCAGCCACACUCGGGGCAGCAGGGCUGCGUCCUGGGCGGACAGCGGUUCGCGGUGGGCGACCUGGUGCCCCGGGCCUCGGGUCCCUGCAUGCAGUGCCGCUGCGCCGACGGGCCCCGGCUUCUGUGCCGGGCCACGCCGUGCGGGGGGCCCGUCAUGCUGGGCUCGUCCUCGCCUCGCCGGCCACCGCCGCCGACGCACACCGUGCGCCGGGUAACACCCACACUGGUGCUGCCCUGACGACGCACAUCGGCACGUCGGUCGGCGUCCAGGGAGUCAUCCGCAGUUCUCGAAACUCACCGGUUGCCACCCCUAAAUCCGGUCAUAACCCACGCCCUUCUUCUUGGACACUAUUUCAAUCAAGAAACAGAAAGCGAACUGCAGGUGUUCAUCUUAGGGUCACCACCAUGAAGUUGACGGCUGUUCCACAGUCGUCGCGGCAAGGCGCUGACAUCGAAAUCUGAACACGUAUGCUAACGCUGGUCAUUGGGACGAGCAGAACUUACAGGGAGUUUCACAGAUGGUAUGACAAGGGAACAACGCUGACCGUUACGACCACGCAGCUUCCGACGAACGCUCGCAGCUACAUCUUCCGCGACGUUCCAUAGGCGCGGAUUGUAGCAUUACAUCCCUUGACGCUUCAAUGCUUGCGUGAUCCGAAAUGUUAGUACUGAAAAGGAGCUUCAAGGUGGUACGGACUCGAAGCCGUGCGGUGCGAAAUAUCAACGUGGUGGUUCUUGUCCCCGCUAUACUACCGCAUGUCUGCACCUUGAAGGCGGGCAUCCUGUUAAACGCGUUAAGAUAGAGGAAGCGACCUGUUUCACUUUAGUUUCAGUCUGUAUGCUUUGAAGAAUUUGUAAUUGCAAGAAAUCUAUCUGCUCGCCAGUUUUUUGUGCAUCAAAUUGUAGGUCGCGAUUUUCUUGUCCCAGGCUUCUAUUCUCCGAAGGAGACCUGAGCAGGUAUCUGAUGACGAGUUUUCAAAUUAAGCGGGCGUAGUGCUCAGAAAUGGACAAACCAGUUCCGAAGAAACACGAGUGUCGCAUCAAGAGUUUGCAAACUGUCAUGAGAGCAUGCUGAAAUGUCGACGUGAUGUUCCGAACUACGCUGGCAGUUGCGCUCGCGGACGUUUAGCUGACAGCAAACCUCGGAUUCACUCAGAUCUUCCAAGAUAGCUACGCCGUUUAUGAGAAAGUAAGUGUCUACCGUUCAGGCGGGAAAAUGUCAUUUGCGGAGCAGUCCUCCGCUUGAAUGUAAGAAAGUAUAAAGUGUACAAUAUUCUGUUUAAAAAAAAACGCAGAAAGAACGAGCGGUAAAUGACCGGCGGCAAACCAAGUAUCGCAUUCAUGCAUCAUGUGUAACUCAAAUCAGCGACUCGUAAGAUCAUUCUCAUGAACACGCGAUAUCAUCCCAACUUGUCAUGGAAGUGCGGUUCCGUGAUUAAGUGUAUAUUAUUUUAUUGCCGUUACACUGAAACCACACCAGGCCGUCUUUCACCUCGUCCCAAAGGCAUCCGCUUCCGAGCUCUGACCGUUUCCACACCGUCCAGAGAGUUAGAGAUUGAUCGAUUGAAACAUGCCCCAAAGUUGGCCUUCUUCAGAGUACACUGGUCGUGAACGUAACCAGUAUUAGACAUAAUUCGGUUCAGUAAUGGUGAUGAUGCCGCAACGGUCAGCCCACAUCAAUGCCAGACUACUCAACGUGAAUGCGCGGGCAUGUAGUAGUGCUGGCAGCUGGCGGCAAAUGUUUAGCUGGCGAUGACCGCGAAUGUCGUCGGUCGAGAACUGCGCUGGUACCGGCCGCAGUACCGAGAUGUGGGCAUUCGAGUCGGCGGAGAGAACGUACCGUUUUUUCCUCCGCAGAUGUUGUGGCACGGCUCCCUAUACCUAAGCUAUCUAAUAAAACAAUAAACUGUACCACCA